UGACGGUGCAAUAUAAUCAACUUGUUCUUACAGGUGGUCCUGGGGUGUUUUUUAGACUCUUAUUAAGAUGGCGGGGUUGUGUCUUCAAACUGAUUUACAUCGAUGUCAUAUUUUUUAUGGCUUUAUACGCCUUGAUAAGUUGCAUAUACCGUUAUGCACUUCCAGAACAUGCGCAAAGGUGUGGUUCUUUAUUUAAAGCAAUUACAAUUCUUUAGGGUUUUUGAAAAAACUAUAGUAUUCACACAAAGCUUCCAGGGGCUUAUCCCUGUUUCUUUUAUUCUUGGCUUCUACAUUGAUUAUGUUUUCUCAAGAUUUUGGAGAUUAUUUAUGACUAUUCCUUGGGUGUUGAAGUUUGCCAUUUCUAUUACUGGACACCUCCCUGGAGAUUCUGAUCGUCCUCGUAUGAUGCGUCGUACAUGUUUUCGUUACAUGAUGGGAAGCCUAAUAAUGACUUGUACUCGCCUCAACUUGAUUGCAAAAAAACGAUUUCCCACGCCCGAAUUUUUUGUAACUGCAGGCAUAUUUACUGAAGACGAGGUGACAAUGAUCAUGAAUGUUGCCCCCACGCAUAUGCAACCUUUUCUGCCUAUUGUUUGGACCACCUCGCUAAUUACUCGUGCUCAAAAAGAAGGUUUAAUAACUAAUCAUCAUGCUUUAGUUUCCAUUAUUGAUGAAGUGAAUAAUUUUCGUCAAGGUCUACUGGACAUGUUUAUGAUGGACUUUGUUUGUAUUCCGUUGGUGUAUACACAGGUUGUAACAUUAGCAGUGUAUAUUUAUUUUGUUGCCUCGCUUAUUGGUCGACAAUUUGUAAUCAAUUCAUCACCCUAUGCUGAUCAAGUGAAUACUAGAGAUUUGUACUUUCCAUUCUUUACUAUCUUGGAAUUUAUUGUCUAUAUGGGUUUGUUAAAAGUUGCUGAGACUUUGGUUAACCCUAUGGGAGAGAAUGAUGAAGAUAUUGACAUUAAUGAAGUGAUCGAUUUCAAUUGGAAAGCUGGUUGGUGUAUUGUCGAUGGAAUGAAAACAAGUGUGCCUUCUAUUGUACGGGAUAUACACUGGCAACAGUCAGUUAUAGAAUUACCGCAUACUGAAGAAUCGAGACGUUUAGCUGCUCGACCGUUUAGAGGAUCUGUAUAUGAUAUAAAUCUACCCUUCAAUCAAGACUUAAUCGGAUCUGGAUUAUCGUUAUCAAGGCUCUUCCGUUCUCAAGACUUUGAUGGCGGCGGUAUGCGUAAAUUCAGCCGACAGAGUACAGUAAUCCAACCGACAAGAAUGUUGUCAGCAGAAAGUAGCCUGCCAAUUGUUGAAACUGACAAUAGAAAAAAGGUGAACAAUGAAGAAUGUUCUCCUGGAGAGACUGGAGCAUUGAUUGCCACCCCUACCACCACCAUCACCACGCCCCAUACACCAGUGACAGCAAGUCGAUUACUUCAUGAACCAAUAGAAGAAGAAGACGAAGAACCUGCAGAGGAUAGUGACAGUAAAGACAAUGUGAAUAGAAGAGAAUAUGAUAAGUGCACAGGUGAAGUGAGACGUGAUCAUUAUUACAAGUAGGAAAUACACGUUUUAUAUAUCUGUCCAAACCAAGUUCAUUUUGAACAUUUUUUGAAGAGAACUUGGGCAUUGGGUCGGUGGUAUAUGAUAUUCAUUAUAAUAAAGGUUGAUUUUUCGUAUUCCCUGGUGAUUUUGUCAUUUCGUGGGGGAUGUGGGCGAGGUUGGGUUUUGUGACCAGGUCAAGUUCUGUUUUAGUCCAUCAUUCCUAUUCAGUUCAGACAAUUUGGAUUCCAUUUGAUGUGGAGUGCUUCUGAUGAUAUCAAACGUUCUUUGUGAUUUCUGAAACUAUUUCUAGAUGAUGGUUUCAAUAUUGUGAAAAUCAAUUUUGUGACCUGAUUGAUUCUAUAGCGUAGCGUGUUGUGUAGACGACUUGUGGCUGAUGAGUUUUCAAGCUUUUUAAGUUCAACUGGAUUUGUUUCUCGGGGGUCAACUGGUGGGGAUGGCAGGCGGCUCUACGGUGUUCAUCAGAAGAGUACUCAAUAUCAGCACGACAUCAGAGUUUUCUUCAAAACAUCAGACAUGCAUACACACACUACAACGCAACCUUGUCCAUGUAAAAGAUUAAAUCCCUAAGGAUUCUCUAUCUAAUUUUGUCUAUAAAAUAAAAUGCUUGCUUGGAAUGCGAUGGGAUAAUAUACAUUGGACAAACAUCGCUCCAGAGAGAAAUCAAG
Molecule: messenger RNA, 2222 nt
Organism: Trichobilharzia szidati
Lineage: Eukaryota; Metazoa; Platyhelminthes; Trematoda; Strigeidida; Schistosomatidae
Source: the annotation of a GenBank genome assembly